AGGAGUUAAGGACGGCCAGCCGGAUCCUGACCGUGGUGCAGGCGCCAUGUUUAUGUUGACAGCCGACAGACAAGUUUUCAAGAGAAUUUCGAAUGUUGACGUUCCAGACGGUCUGGCGUGGAAUGCACAGAAGACAAAGUUUUACUUUGUUGAUGCUUUCAGUGGAAAUGUCAGCUGUUACGAUUACGAUAAUGAGUCGGGGCAAAUUUCGAACAGAAGGGCAAUCUUCAUUCUGAAAGAGCAUAACAUAACCGGAUUCCCAACUGGAGUAACUAUAGACACGGAAGGGAUGCUGUGGGUCGGCGUUUUCAUUGGUGGACAGGUAUUGAGGAUUGACCCGGAGUCUGGUAAACUGUUGAGGUCGAUAAAAAUACCAGGCAAACAGGUGACAAGUGUCGCAUUUGGAGGGAAAAAACUGGACACUUUAUUCGUGACAACGUCACAGAUUCUACAGGAGAUUUCCCCACCAACCAAGAACGAUGGCAGGGUUUACUAUGUAACUGGCCUCAAGUCUUCUGGAAAGCCAAUUAUAGGAUAUCCUCCACAAUGUGUAAACCUAACAUGAAGUUCACAAUAAACAAGUGCAGGUUGUUCAUGAAAUUGAAUGAUCAAUGUAUGGUGGAUGACUGUAUGCUGAAUAAAAGAUUAACCAA
Nilaparvata lugens (brown planthopper) is the source of this 653-nucleotide messenger RNA. RefSeq names its product regucalcin. Lineage: Eukaryota; Metazoa; Arthropoda; Insecta; Hemiptera; Delphacidae. The record is from RefSeq and is a predicted model, not a curated record. Bases 47 to 565 code for a protein of 172 amino acids. Gene Ontology annotation, molecular function: gluconolactonase activity; calcium ion binding. The transcript has 3 exons. Gene Ontology annotation, biological process: L-ascorbic acid biosynthetic process.